This is a messenger RNA of Lactuca sativa (garden lettuce), 1518 nucleotides long. RefSeq names its product rhomboid-like protein 20. Gene Ontology annotation, cellular component: membrane. NCBI's taxonomy places the organism in Eukaryota, Viridiplantae, Streptophyta, Magnoliopsida, Asterales, Asteraceae. Gene Ontology annotation, molecular function: protein binding; serine-type endopeptidase activity. The record is from RefSeq and is a predicted model, not a curated record.
AGCACCAAAAUCCUUUUUGACCAGAGUAAUCCCCUACCAACAAUUGCUAGCUUGUGACAGAAGUGAAACCCUAACCUACCAAAUUCUUCUCGUUACAACGGUACAACCCCUCCGAAAAAUUGCCAGUAAACUAUAGUCGUCAUCGCAGAUCGGUAUAGUAGAACAAAGAUUUGAAUCGACAAAAGGCCCUCUCAAGAUUGAAGGUCGUUGGUUCACUUUAAAGGAAGAUGAACGGCGGCCCAUCUGGUUUCAAUAAUGCUCCGAUCACUAGAGCCUUUGUCAUUGCGUGUUGUGUGUUCACGAUCGUGUUUGGGAUCCAAGGUCGCUCAAACAAGCUCGGAUUGUCUUAUCAGGAUAUCUGGAAGAAGCUUCAAUUAUGGAAACUGAUUGUUUCAACUUUUACAUUUUCAUCUACACCAGAGCUCAUGUUUGGUGCUUAUCUUCUAUACUACUUUCGAGUGUUUGAGAGACAAAUUGGUUCUAACAAAUAUGCUGUGUUUGUCUCCUUCUCUAUAAUUGUGUCUUCACUGCUACAGCUUUUUGGCCAAGCAUUUCUUAAUGAUCCAACUUUGAGUGUGCUUACAUCUGGACCCUAUGGCCUUAUAUUCUCUUCCUUUGUUCCAUUCUAUUUUGACAUUCCUGUUUCAACACGGUUUCGUGUGAAUGCUCUAAGUUUCUCAGACAAAUCUUUCAUUUAUUUAGCUGGUCUUCAGCUUCUAUUAUCAUCUUGGAAAAGAUCCCUAGUUCCAGGUCUAUGUGGCAUCCUUGCUGGCACUUUAUAUCGUUUAAAUGUACUACGCAUCCGCAGGCUUAAGUUCCCAGAGUUGAUAGCCUCCUUUUUCUCAAGGCUUUCUUUGCCAUCUGUGGGGAGUGCAUCACCUGCUCCACCACCUAGAAAUGGUCCAUCCUUUGCAGCUCGUCAAGUUGAGGGUAAUUAUCGUGCCCCAGUAUCAUCUACCCCUGAGCCACCGGAGGAUUCAAUUGAAACAUUGGUUUCCAUGGGAUUUGAUAGGAAUUCAGCCAGACAAGCUCUUGUUCAUGCCAGAAACGACAUCAAUGCUGCUACAAAUAUUCUUCUUGAGUCACAAGUUCAUUAAUCACAUUCACAGAUAUUCUCUAUGCUCCAGUUUUGAGUUGAAGAUAAUAGGAUAAUCUGCUCUUCUCGCAAACUUGUUUAUGGUGCUUUGCUCAAAGUUUAGUUUCGUUUUAUUUACUGUCAUGUUUUUUUUUUUAUUUACUAAUGAUAGAGAUGUGUAUACUCGUGAAACUAGAAUCAUGUAGGGUCAAUUAUCGGACACUAGAAAAUGCGGUUUGACAAAUUUUUUUUUUAUCAAUGGGACCAAAAAUUGUAAUAUUUUGUCCCUCCUAAAAAGGUGGUUGCUUUAGAUCUCUUGUUUGUGUCUAAAAGACGUGAAUGCUCUCUUUGAAAAUAGUCCUAAAAGAUUCUCUUCUGUAACAAAAGUUAAUGUUGAAUUGUGAGGUAUAUAAUAUAUUGAUGUAUUUUGGUUUUGUUAUCAA